Messenger RNA from Camarhynchus parvulus, 2095 nucleotides. RefSeq names its product SIX homeobox 3 (gene SIX3). Bases 296 to 1324 code for a protein of 342 amino acids. The transcript is spliced from 3 exons. Gene Ontology annotation, biological process: brain development; regulation of transcription by RNA polymerase II; eye development. The record is from RefSeq and is a predicted model, not a curated record. Lineage: Eukaryota; Metazoa; Chordata; Aves; Passeriformes; Thraupidae. Gene Ontology annotation, molecular function: DNA-binding transcription factor activity, RNA polymerase II-specific; RNA polymerase II cis-regulatory region sequence-specific DNA binding. Gene Ontology annotation, cellular component: transcription regulator complex; nucleus.
GGGAGAUAUUAUGAGGCUGUUGUCAUUAGGGCGAUCGCUGUUGAAUCACUGAAUCCUGACUCGGCGGCGGCGCGGGGCCGGGUGUGUGUGAGUGCGUGUGCGUGUGGAGUGCGUGUGAGCGCGCGUGUGCGUGUGCCCGCGUGUGCGUGUGAGUGUGUGUGCCCCCGUGCCUCUAUGUGGCUGUGUGUGCGUGUGCGGGUGUGGAUGCGUGCGCGGUGCGUGUGCCCUUUCCUCCCUUCUUCCUCCCUUUCUUUCUUUUCUCCUUGAUUUAUCUCCCCCUCUCCCCGGUCAUCCCAUGGUGUUCAGGUCCCCGCUAGAGCUUUAUCCCACCCAUUUCUUCUUGCCAAACUUCGCCGCCGAUCCGCACCACCGCUCCCUCCUUCUCGCCAGCGGCGGCGGCGGCGGCGGCAGCGGCAGCGGCUCGGGCUGCAGCCCCGGUGCCGGCGGCGGUGGAGGCGGCAGCUCCCGGGCACCCCACGAAGAGUUGUCAAUGUUUCAGCUGCCCACACUCAACUUCUCCCCGGAGCAAGUGGCCAGCGUCUGCGAGACGCUGGAGGAGACUGGAGACAUAGAAAGGCUGGGGAGGUUCCUCUGGUCGCUGCCGGUGGCGCCGGGGGCAUGCGAGGCCAUCAACAAGCACGAGUCCAUCCUCCGCGCCCGGGCGGUGGUGGCCUUCCACACGGGCAACUUCCGAGACCUCUACCACAUCCUGGAGAACCACAAAUUCACCAAGGAGUCCCACGGCAAGUUGCAGGCCAUGUGGCUCGAAGCGCACUACCAGGAGGCCGAGAAGCUAAGGGGUCGCCCGCUGGGGCCGGUUGAUAAAUACAGGGUGAGGAAGAAGUUUCCGCUGCCCAGGACCAUUUGGGAUGGCGAGCAGAAGACGCACUGCUUCAAGGAGAGGACUCGCAGCCUCCUGAGGGAGUGGUACCUGCAGGACCCUUACCCCAACCCCAGCAAGAAAAGGGAACUGGCUCAGGCCACGGGGCUCACCCCCACGCAAGUAGGCAACUGGUUCAAAAACCGAAGGCAAAGAGACAGAGCGGCGGCGGCUAAAAACAGGCUCCAGCACCAGGCGAUAGGACAGAGCGGCAUGCGGUCGCUGGCAGAGCCCGGCUGCCCGACACACAGCUCGGCCGAGUCUCCGUCCACGGCGGCCAGCCCGACCACCAGCGUCUCCAGUUUGACAGAAAGAGCCGAGACGGGCACCUCCAUCCUCUCGGACAAGCACGAUUUCUCCUUUGCGCUUUUCCAUGGACGCAUUUCACCCACUUGCAUGAUGAUGAUGAUUAAAUUUGUAUCUGGGAAAAAAUAUUCUCUAUAGUAAAGGAAAACAAACAGAAACCAGACAAACAAAUGCAAACUCCGAUCGAAUUUGUACAAAAAUCAAAAAUAAAAAAAAAAAUUAAAAGGAACUCCUUGAAGAGGGAAAUAACAAAUGUUUAUCGCCUUUUUGUUGGUCCUAUUUCUCUUUCUCUCUUCCUCUCUCUUUCUCUGUUUGUUUUUUUUUUUUAGUCCGAGUGAUGGUCCAGCCAAGAUGCAAUUUUCUGUUUUUUUGUUCCGCAGACAAUCAUUUUAUUCGUAAGCACCUUUUUUUCUACACUUCUGUCACUGCCUGUGUGGGUACUGGUUAUAAAUGUGGAAAAAGAAUAGUUAUGACUGUAACAGAUUUUUAUUUUUAUUUCAAAAUUUUAUAUGAAUUAUGUAUAUCUUAAUGAUGCGGUCAUUUUCCCAGUUUGUAAUAUAUGUGUAGAAAUGCUUGUAUAUGAUAUUUGCUCUCCUCUUUCUUCCUCCCCUCUCUCUAUCUCCCUCCAACCCUUUCUCUCUCUCUCCUUUUUAUUUUCCUUGACUCGGUGUUCCUUGCACAAACUUAGCCGUCGAAAUCUGACGUGCUUGGUUUCCAAAAGGGACCUCAGCGAUAGAAAAAAAAAAGAAAAAAAAAAAAAGCUUAGGGUGCAACUGUAGUUAUCUUAUGCAAAAGCUAUUUUGAGUAUUUCAUAGCAGCUUUGGGGGGUCUCUUCUUAAAUUCCACGUAGGACGCUUAAACUAUUGUUUCCUUAACUGCGUGUUUAUCUAUAUGUACAAACUUUCUAAA